This is a messenger RNA of Meleagris gallopavo (turkey), 6927 nucleotides long. The record is from RefSeq and is a predicted model, not a curated record. NCBI's taxonomy places the organism in Eukaryota, Metazoa, Chordata, Aves, Galliformes, Phasianidae.
AGUGGAACGACUCCUACUGCCCACCCCAACCCCUUCACCUAGAAUAACCAUCCUCCAUUCACCUCUUACCCUGCCCUACUGAACCACUUGAAAUCAGACAGUACAAGGAGUUGGUGUCCCACCUAUGGCAUUACCUGGGGCAAAGGGAAAAAUUUACACCAGUUUCUGGUUCAUGCAGGACAAAGGCCUGUAAUCAGCUGAAUCAUUUGUAGAAUCCCACAGCACCUUCAGAGGGGGGCUGGGGGUCAGAUUGGUUCCUUAUACUGUCUCGAUUUAAUUAUGCAGUAUCCACUUUUCAAGGGAUAAACACAAGUCUCAUACAUCUUGUUUGCAAAAAGAACACUUUCUAGGUGCCUUUAAAGCAGACUCUUCUGGUAGUGCUUAACUUCAGUCUGUAAUAAAUGUACAUAAUUUUAGGUCAUAUUUAAUUGAACUUAGUAAUGCAGGGGUACUUAAGUAUGAGAAGAGGAGAAUGGGAGAACUGCUACCCAGUGUGACAUCUUUCACCUCAGUCAGGGAAUUACACAGGCAUCAGGAUUCAGGCUUCAAAAGGUACAGUAGUGUUCCUGGACUUAAGGGUUUAAAUCCUGUGUCUAGUGAUGACAGUGUUCUGAUAACAUCAAGCUUCUGGAAAUCUCAGGAUAUGUGCACACUUUGUGUCCUUCUUCAGCAUGCUUGCAGCGAGAAGUCUGAAAGUGUGUUUAAGUGCAGGAGACAGAGGUAGGUUUAAAAAAAAAAAGCCUCUGCUGUGCCUUAAAGCCAAGUUUUAAGGGUAGUUUUAUGUUUUUGGACUACAUCAUCCAUCAUUUUAAGUGUUUGGGAAUAGCAGUAAUGGGACCUACUGUAGAAAGUCCUAACAGUCCUAUUGAGGUAGUGCUGGCUGCAGCUGGGUUUGGAAACACGCAGUGCAGAACACUCUGGGAUUGAUACACACUCUGAGUAUGAGGCUGAGUGCAGGAUGCCUGUGGAGCAGGAGUGCCUGGCUCCAGGGAGAGCCUCCAAUGGCCCAGACUGAAUCACCAGUGCUCAGAAAGAGAAACACCCAGAAAACUCAAGGCUAAGAACAGUCAGAGCAUGCAGUAUCAGAGUGCACCAACUCGGUGCAGGUGCACUGUGCCUCUGCUAGGUGUCCAUCCAUCAUGAAUAAUCCCGUGGUUGAGAUAGGGCCUCAUCUUUGCCGUUCCACUGUUUACAAGAGCAGCCCUGUUGCUCACACCCCUCAAACCACUGUUUUAUUGAAAAAACAAACAGUAUUUGUUAUUGGCUUGUGGUUAUUCAGACUGGAAAAAGGAUACUGCACUCUUCAUGGAGGCAUACAGAGCUGGGGAGGGGGAGGGGCUGGCUGUGCAGCUGGUUGCUGCUCUGAGAAGCCUGUCACCUUGUUUGUAUGCUAAAUGUGAGAGAGAAAUACCUAAAAUAAACCUACACUAAUCAUUAACUCCGUUUCUCUCUUGCCUGGCUGUAGUUCUUAACUGUAUGUAUUAAUAUAACUUUGUAGCAAUUGCAAAACGGGUGCAAUAGCUGGCAUCCCCAGUAUGAACCUGGUGUGCAGAUUCUGUAGUAACUUCUUAUGUUUUAGAGAUGAGGGAGAAAAGAGGAGUGAGGUGAUGCUGCUAUUAACUGUGCCUAUACAACACUGAGACCACAAAAAGGACAUUGCCCCCGCUCUUCUUGGAGCAACCUCCCAAGUGGUUGUCACAUCCUUUUGUUGUGAUCUCCUGUUCUUCUUUCCGCACUAGGAUACAUUUAAGCUUAGUGCUGAGCUCUUCCCACUUCCAUCUCUGUGUGUCCCAGCACAGCUGUGCAGAGGGAGGCUCAGUCAGGGCUGUGUGUACCUCCUGGGGAAUUUGGAAGAACUGGUGCUGUUUCAGCUUAAUCUGUAGCUCAGUUCUGGCAAGGUGUUGGCAGGUCCAUGGAGACACACCAUGCUUAUCCCCUCCAGCUCUGCCUGCAAAGCUAACCUAGUUCUGUCUUCAGAAAAUGUUCAAACAUGCCAUAGGGAUGUCGCUAUGCUGUCCAGUAAGAGAUCUGCUUGCAGAGUGAGGUCUGGGUUCUGCAGGUUGGGCCGUGCUUGGGGGGGUCUGCAGCAGCAGCUCUUAGCCACAGCCUUUAGCAUAAGGCCACCCCACGUUAGUGCAAGUAAUUCCAGUUCCCUUUUUCAUGAGUUCAGCUGCUAUUGAGACUUGCAUGAAUACAUUUGGUUGUUAGAAUAAUCUGCCUGCCUGCUCCAUGCCAAGUGGGUAUUUGUUGCAAAAGCAAGGAGGGAGCGUUGCUUAAACCACGGCGUCAGGACAGACGUUGAGGCAGAGAUGAAGGGGGAGUGAAACUGACCCAGAUCUCACAGCAGCAGGUAUGGAUAGCCCUCAGCCUCACAGCCUGACCGCCAGCAGCGUGCCUGGCCAGAGAGGAGCUGUGAAGAUCCCUGUUGCACAGUCCUCUGUCAUGGAUGACAUUGAGGAGUGGCUCAGUACCGACGUGAAAGGAGAUGAACUGGAAGAAGGAGUGACCAGUGAAGAAUUCGACAAGUUUUUAGAAGAGCGAGCCAAAGCAGCAGAGAUGGUCCCCAACCUGCCGUCCCCUCCCCUGGAAGCCCCCACCCCUCCAACAAACCCUUCCAGCAGGAAAAAGCAGGAGCGCUCGGAGGAUGCCCUCUUUGCACUGUGAAGCUCGCAGUCCCACCCCGUGCUCUGCAGGAGAGCGUUGCUGUAUGGCCACCUCGUCCUCCCACAGCACUUGGCUAACAACAACCCUUUCCUCCCCAAAGUUUCAUAGGUUGCUUCUCCUUCUUCCCUUUCUCUCGGUCUCCAACAAUCCAUCCCCACAAGCCGACUCUUUCUGUUUAAGUCCAACACUCUUCCUGCCAGACCGCGAUUUUCCAGCGCUCGCUUAAUCCCCUCCUUCCUAUCCCAGCUGCACAAAACCAGCUCUUGAUGCUGAAAACCCCUUUCGAAUGCAUGACUGCAUCACACUGUGUUGAAACAAAAGCCCAGAGGGGAAAGAGCAGCCUUGCCCUUCAGUUGGUGUAGGGAUCAUCCUCUUCUGUAGGCAGGUCCUGCCAAGUCGGCUGCUCUGUCGAUCAGCGUGUAAUGGACUGAGCUGGAAUGUGCAGGGGGAGCGUGUCUUUAUUUUUAGAUAAAAUGUUAAUGUAUUGGCUUUCGUGUCGGAUCCGACAGCAAGGAACAACUGUUCCCCUUUCAACAUGUGCUUCACAAGUUAAAAUCCUUUACUCUCCCACUCACACAUCUCCCUGUACCAUAUGGCAGUCGCUUUUCCCCACUUUGUGCAGCGCUUCAUAUUCUUAAUCUCACAGGGUAUUUUUUUCCUUGUGUUUUAUCUGGGCUUGCUCUAAUUUGAAAGCAGUCUGUUGGCCGUGUCCAGUAGCUCUGGCAGUUGUCAGGAAUGAAAAACGCUGAGCUAAAUGGAUGCUGCAAUGUGAGCGAAUGAAGCAUUUUGCUCUUUGGGAGAGCAUUCUCACAGGAGGGUUUUUACUAGCGUGUUUGCCUUUUAAAAUAGCGAGGUUAUUUUUUCCCUACCUAAGAUUCCUUCUUCAGUGACUGUAGAGCUCUGCGUUUGUCUCAGCUGUUGUAAAUAGCAUCCUUGCAGAUGGAUGGGACUUGGUGAUGGACCGCGAGCAAACCGAGGUUCCUGGAUUCCCUGACAUAGCUGUUAGGGCUCUUGGUGCUAGUUGUGAUGGGAAGGGCAGCAAACCUGCCAGAGGUGUCUGUGGGUAUGCCCAGAGUUAUCGUGGAGGGACUGGCUAUGCCUGUGCUGGAGGUGAAACCCCUCAUUUCCUUCUAGGCCUGAGAGUGUUGGGUGAUUUGACCAUGCUGGUCAUAAUCCCAAGUGUUUCUGGAGCGUCCUUCAAAACCUCUGCCCCUUUGUCUGUCCCAGCUCCUAGAGGGCUGCAUUCCCCCCACUGUCUGCAUCCUCCUGCAUCCCCAGCAUGUUCCCUGGGAGCAACCCAGCGGCAUGGGGUGGUGGGAUCACAGUGAGGGAGGGAUGUGGCAGAGAGAAGCUCCUGGCCUGGCAGAGAGGCAGCUUAUCAGAUGGACACUCCUUUCCUGGGGGCUUGCCUUGCCCAACCUGCUCCUUCUGGCCUGGACACUGAUAUUGUCAGGCUGGUGUGGGUGGAGCUCUGUCGGACACUGUUCUAGACUGAGAGGCCAUGCUAUAAACAGCUGAUAGGAAAGUGACAGAAGCUUUUAUCUAGGCAUGGUAAUUUCAGCUCCUAAGAUGCUCUCCAAGGCACACCACGCUUUGGCAGCCUGUGAUGCACACUGUCUUUUCCCAAAUGGCUGAAUCACAGCACUGGUGCUUUUUGGGAGCUGUCACAUUCAUCUGCACGGGGAAACUCUGUUUGGUGCAGGAUUUCCAGGCCAUCCCAGGUCAGCUCUCUCUAUUUUGUCUUCUCUGUAGCUAUAACACAAUGCCAGGAUGGAGCAGCAUGCACUGCUGCUCUGACAUGGGUUGAGCUCAGUGCUCAGGUGCUGCUUGCCAGGCACAUUGCUGCCAGUUCCUGCAGCACGUCAGCUGCAGCCACAGCUCCCAGAAAGCCGAGGAUCCUUCUGUCGUGACGCUGCUUUGAUUCCAGGCAGCGUCUGCUGAUCGCCCGAGCGGUCUCGCCUGCACAGAAUGAACUGUUGGUAUUCCUGUCAAUGCAAAAAGCUCCGUGGCUGUUUGAAGCGUGGAUUUUCUCUUCUAAAUCCUUGAAACGCAUUGACCCUGUAAAUGGCCACAUCAGGUGAUUCUAAGCACGUUAAUCCAGCUUCUCUGCCAAGCCCCAGGAGAUAAUCGCAUUGCUCCAGCAUGGGGACGUGGUCGUGUGAUGCUGAGUGGCAAGGACGGCACCGGCGCUGUUACCACAGCCCUGCAGUGUCCCAGCUUCACCCCCAGCACCUGAGCAUAGAGGGGAGCUGCUCACCCUGCUGCUCCCGCUGAGCCUAUCCUGGGCAUUCCCAUUUUAGGGAGAAUCUUUCCGAAAGAGCUCGCAGAGCUGUCAGUGAUGAAUAGAGCGAAGUAGAGAGAAGGUUGAGGCCGAGGGAGCGUGUGCUGGCACAACUCAAAGCAUCCUGUGCCCAUAACACCGUAAGGUGUGCUUUGGUCCCACGAGUUCUUUACUGGGAAGUUGGGGCCCUACUCACGGGGUACCACCGGCUGGGAGCAGGGCAGCCCCAGGGCAAUGCCUUCCUUGGGAGGGCUGAGCUGGAGCAGAGGUGGGGGGGCCUUUGGGGAACCCCAGAGCGAGCUGUGCUGGAGCAAGGCGGGCAGGAAGCGCGCAGGGUGCAGCCCCGGCCUGCCUGCACGGAUGGAACAGAUUCCCCAGUGUCCUGUAUCAGGAUCUCUCAUCUUCUCCCUCCUCUUGUGGUCUGCUGAAAACCUGAGCAGUGGAAACCGAUCGGGAAAGGGGGAGGGGUUUUCACAUUGUGGAGCGACCUCGGGAUUUCUUCUUCCUUCGCUUUCCCUCCUGGAACAGGGAUGGAGCUGCAGGCAGAGCCACUUCCAUGGGAAACCCCAUCGUGGCACUUCCCAGGCAGGCAGAGCCGCAGUGUGAUGCUCAGUGACACUAAAUUAUUGCUGGGGUCCUCCCUGAGUUCUAAUCAAACCCUCAAACCCUGUUCUAGAUUAAGGUAUUUAUUUUGUCAGUGUUUUUUUUCUUUCUCCUUCUUUCCAGUGUGUUUUUAACCUCUUCUUUUAACCCCUUGUGUGCUGAGAUGUAAGAAAUGAAUGGUUUCUAUUUAAAUACAUACUUUUGGGUUUUUUUUAAUUGUUAUGUGUAGACUGCAGCUGCAUCUUUGGCAGGUGUGAUAGGUAGCAAUGUGCUGUACAGACGGUUAGGGUGUUUAGGUGAGGCUCAGAGGAGAACUGCUCAUAAAAACAGCAUGGUGUCUUGUAAAGGGAACAGCCUGUGUGCACAGGGUCCUCCCCGUUAGCCCAGCCGCAGGCUUUGGGACGCACAGAGCAGAUGGGCAGGUCAGCGUGGGGCUGGUUGUACAACCCUGAGCUGAAGUAGGGCCUUAGCGGGGUGUUCUGUCUGUGUGGCUGCAUUCAGCUUGCUUUCUGGGGUCCGGUGACGGAUUCCUCCUUUCGAUGGAGGAGCAGAGCUGGCUGCAGACAGAUGUUUCCCUCCAGUGGUGAAGAACGGAUCCGGGCGGUGGGUCCAAGCCUGGGCCAGGGCGUGUGGACCCCAUCCCCGAGCAGAACCCACAGCUGUGCUCCUCCAGCAUCCCAGCAGCACCGCCUGCUCCUGCUCCUCUGCUCAGUGCUCUGCUUGUAGCCAUGGAUGUGGGACGUGCAGAGCAAACACAGCUGCACUGCAGCAGCCCUGUCCGUCUCAUGGCCUCCUGGUCUCGUUGAGGCUGCCGGGACAUCUCAGGGAUGCUCCCUCCAUCCCCAUCCCUGUCCUUGUUUGCCUCCUCCGUGCUAACCACAGGGCGUGCUGAGCCUUCCCCGGAAAAAAACAGCUCAGGACAGAUAAUGGGAUGGAAAUAGUGAAACGGUGAGUGGGUUUGUGUGCCGAGCUUCCCACCUGCUCUGUGUUUUUAUGAGUACGGGCUCCUCGUUCUGUACAUGUUCCUAUGAGCUAUCGUUAACCCUACAAAUGUAACCUGUGUGAUAGCUUCUCUGUAUAUUACAGCCAUAGGCUUUCCAGAUAAAAGUGGAUAAUAUUUAUUUACUGAAGAUACUGGAUAUUUUUUUGUUUGGGAAUGGGGUAGGGAAAGAAGGGGGACAUAACUGUAAAGAGAUCGACGAUGUAAAGAGAAACAAACCAUAAAGCAAAAGAAACCCAACACUAAAACGUUGCUGUAUUCACGUAGGGAAGGUACAACUGUAUUAAUCUGCCAUCGUUUAACCUGUUCCAGAAAUCAUCUCUACUUUGGUUCCUGCAUGUGAGAUACUCCAAUAAAUGCACUACUGGUGUGGACCGGA